This is a messenger RNA of Penicillium brasilianum, 600 nucleotides long. Lineage: Eukaryota; Fungi; Ascomycota; Eurotiomycetes; Eurotiales; Aspergillaceae. The record is from the annotation of a GenBank genome assembly.
AUGGUUGGACUUUGCUUGUACGCACCAUCGGACAUUCUGCCGGCCCUGGUCUCCGAGCAACCUCGCCGACACAAACCUUUUUUCUGUUGUCAUGUGGUGGAAGAGCUCUUGGUUCGAUCGAUCGCAUCCAUUUUCAAAGCACAUCCGACGUCUCGACCAGCAGAAAUGAAAUUCAUGCGCCAGAUUGGUCGGCGACUACGAUAUCUGCCGCACAGCAUCAAGUUCAAGCCAUACCCCGGAGGCAUUCUGGUCAGUUGGGAAGACAAUGAGGCGGAAUCUUUUCGCAUGCUCGGCCCGAACGGCCCAGACUAUCAUGUUGUGCUUCAUGAUGACAAUUGUGCGAACACUGAGAUGGCGCUUCUUCACGAUCAAGCAGCCCUCCCCAACGAGACGGUGCCCUGUGGCUGCCGCCAGCAGUCCGCUCGUCAGACACACCGAAAGUGCCUCUUUACCGGUCUGUCGCACACAUCGACUUAUUAUGCCACGAUUGCGCUGAACGAAGAUCGAGCUUUUUAUGGGGUGCCGUCUGAUCGACUAUCGCCGGGGUCGUAUGAGAGUGCAAGCUAUGCGUUACAGGAAGCCAAGCGGCGCCUGAAAUAG